This is a messenger RNA of Manihot esculenta (cassava), 620 nucleotides long. RefSeq lists its product as uncharacterized. The coding region runs from base 113 to 373 and encodes 86 amino acids. The record is from RefSeq and is a predicted model, not a curated record. NCBI's taxonomy places the organism in Eukaryota, Viridiplantae, Streptophyta, Magnoliopsida, Malpighiales, Euphorbiaceae. The transcript is spliced from 2 exons.
AUGGGAAAAAAAAAAGACUUGUAAACGUGUCAAGACGAAUUGCAUAAACAUAAGAUACUCCUCAUUCUUCACUUGAUCGGUUCUCUUCCCAAAAUCCCACUCACUGAGAAUAAUGACAUCUCAGGCAGCGAGGAUCACAUUUCGACUCCUGGUGGCGUUUCUCGCCAUUAUGGUCCUCUUCUACGUCGGUCGUCCUCUCUACUGGAAAAUCUCCGCCACCAUUCAAGAGAUCCGCGAGAACAAACGAACUGUCCAACAAGGGAUAUCGCAGAUUGUUUACGAAGCGCAGAAAUCGGUCGGUUGGUUUCACGACGAGUCCGAUUCUGGAGUUCGUGAAGAUCGGAAAGCGAUUAAUCGCAGGCUACUCUUCUAAGGUUACUAUUAUUAUUUAGUUGAAGCUUUCUUUCUGUUAAUUACAAUUGUUUAUUAUUUUUCAUUACUAUUACUGGAUUAUCACGGGAUAAAUCUAUGGGUAGAUCUGGUUUUUGUGCUUGUUUGUAGUAAUAAUUAGAGGAUUUUAUUGUUCUGGUAGUGAAUUUCUGAGAUUAAGAAUUUUGUAUUCUGUUAUAUUAUUGAUUUUUGGUAAAAUUGAAUGAAUUAUAGUACAGUCGCUUAUACCA